ACUAAACUAGACAAUACUAUACAAAGCGAAUAAAGAGCAUAUGAGAGUGCAUAGACACGGGCAAUUGUAUCACUCAAGUCUUGGACAGCUAACGUAGCGCAUGUAUUUUUUCGAAAUCUAAAAGAAAACAUACAAACGGUUCGGGUCCUCUUGCUAAACGUAGCAAAAAGCUUGUUAAAUAAGAAAAAUAUUAAUAAAUCAAAGAAAAAUUUAAAAAAAAAAUUAACAUAUUAAAACUAUUAUUAAUUUAAAAAUAAUAAAAGUUUACUAAAUUUUUUAUAUAUAAAAACGUUUUAAAAAAGCCUUCAAAACGGGUCAAUUACUAAGUUUAUUAUACAAAUCCCUAGCAUUUACCCUGUACACUCAAAGUACGUGGCCACUGAAAAUCUGGAAAAUUCCUACAUUGCCUUGUGUACUAAAGCAAUCUGCAAAUUGGCUUAUAAAUUGGCUAACACACCAACAACUACACAGCAUACAAAUCAUGCCUUAUAAUAAUCAUAAUGAUGAUGAGAUUUUAAUUACUCAUCCCUGCUAUAGAGGAAGUAGCAGUCACUCGCCUUUGUCUACAUGUCCCCCCUAUUGUGAUUGUGAGUUUCCCAAGACAACAGCGGUGGCCUCCUAUACGGGUCAUAUACCCGAUAUGAGUAAAUGCCGUUGCGGAGAAGACGAUCCUGCCACACACACCGUACAUUGGAAUUGGCAUGAGUGUUCUGAUUCGGAUACGGUUAUUAAAGGACAAGAUGUAACAUUCCAUCCAACAUAUUCACAGGGAACUGCUAUUGUGAGGGGUGAACAACCUUUGGCAGCCGGUAUGAUGCAUUUUUGGGAGAUCCGUAUUCUGACAGCGUUGUCCGGUACAGAUGUGAUGUUCGGCAUUGGCAGUGACAAAGUCGAUCUAACACAAUUCAAACACAACUUUGUCUCUGCUCUGGGUACAAACUCCGACACCUGGGGUUUCUCCUAUGAGGGAAAAAUUCACCACAACGGUGUGCAUUUGAAAUAUGGACAGAAAUUCUCUCAAGGCUGUGUUGUUGGGGUGUUGCUCGAUCGUAUACGUGGCGAAUUAGAGUUCUUCCUUAACCGCCGCUCUUUGGGUGUAGCCUACACCAACAUUCCCAAUGAUCCCGCACUAAAACUAUAUCCCAUGGUUUGUUCUACCGCUGCCAAAUCCUGCAUACGUCUCAUGAAUGCCACCUCGCAACUGGAGUGUUUACAAUUGAGAGCCUUUAGAGCUUUGGCGAAACAACCUAAAGCCUUGCAGGAGCUUAGACAACUGCCGGGCUUAAAAACCAUACUAAAUGACUAUUGGUUUUUGACUCCCCCCGUAAGAUAUUCACGUGAAAGUAAAGCCAAUGAGUAUGAUAUGUUAGAUGAGGCAGUGUUGUCUUCCAAAUCACGCCUCAGCAGAAAACAUAAAUAUAAAGACGAUGACAUUGAUGAUAUUAAUGAUCUCUAUAGUAAUGCCCACAAGAUAGCUGUACAUCAGAAUGACAGUGAAGAUGAACUAGUUUUAAGUGAAUAUUUUGACGAAUAUUUCCAAUAUUUGUUUUGAAACUAACACUCGCAAUCUCUUUUCCUUAAAUUAGUUUAAUUUUUUAUAUGCAUAUAUAUAUUUUUUUCUGUUUGUUUUACUUUUACUAAUUUAACAUGUGUUCAUUCUAAUUCCUUGUUUAAAUUGUUUAACUUAGUAACACUCAACAAUUGUCCUUAGAAAUGUCCUUUAGUUGUAAAUAUUUAGUAAAAGUAGACUGUAAACUGUAACUUUAUAAAUUGUUUGUUUUAUAAUAUAUUUUUAUUAUAA
Calliphora vicina (urban bluebottle blowfly) is the source of this 1801-nucleotide messenger RNA. RefSeq names its product SPRY domain-containing SOCS box protein 3. The record is from RefSeq and is a predicted model, not a curated record. Gene Ontology annotation, molecular function: protein binding. Bases 482 to 1552 code for a protein of 356 amino acids. Gene Ontology annotation, biological process: proteasome-mediated ubiquitin-dependent protein catabolic process. The transcript is spliced from 3 exons. Gene Ontology annotation, cellular component: SCF ubiquitin ligase complex. NCBI's taxonomy places the organism in Eukaryota, Metazoa, Arthropoda, Insecta, Diptera, Calliphoridae.